Messenger RNA from Paecilomyces variotii, 1097 nucleotides. RefSeq lists its product as hypothetical. Bases 132 to 1034 code for a protein of 300 amino acids. The transcript has 3 exons. Lineage: Eukaryota; Fungi; Ascomycota; Eurotiomycetes; Eurotiales; Thermoascaceae. The record is from RefSeq and is a predicted model, not a curated record.
AGUUCCAGUGGGAUUAUCUCUGCUUUUCACCUUGGCUUACCGGAAUCUUUAUUCGCUACAGAGCUUCAAGAAGCUGUGCAGAAUAAAGUGCAUUAUCCUUCACCUAGGUUAUACAUUGUUUCUUGCACGCUAUGUUUUCUCAAAGUCUUCAGCCGAGACUCUCAUCGGAGCAGUCCUCCUUUUUGGUCAUUUUUACUCCUCAGGUGGCAAUUGAUAUUGCAUUGCUCGCAUUGCUUAUCAGCUCAUGUCUUAUUAGAAGGCCGAGACAUGAUCCUAAAGCGAUUCCUUUCAAAACCCUCUUUGUCUCGCUUCUCGGUAACAUUAUAUCAACCAGUCUCGACGCAGUCUCUAUAUGGCGUGAUGGUCUACACUCGUACGCCGCAGUGGUGGUCGGGGAUAUUUGCAGUUAUCUUCCAACAUUCCUUAUUGCGAAUGUAUUAUAUCGACUUACGUAUGCCUACAAUGCGCAACGUCACAAUAGGCGCAUUAAGCCACAUCUUCUGUCAAACGUGCAUGGGAGUAUUUUGCUAAUCCUCUUCGUGCUUUCUUUCGUAUCGACCAUAACGUCCAUCAUCGUCACAUUUACGCGAAACGACCUCUCUGAGUCCUCUAUUGAGAUCGCCAAUGAUAAGAUCGCGUUCGCAUGGGAAAUUCUCUUCUUAAUUUCUUCCGUAGAGGUUAUGCUUGAGAUAUUUAUUAUUACCUGGAGACCAAAGGACCUGGGACUGUCUUCCAAGGGAAUAAUUUCCUUGAUACUUGGGAGCUUUUUCUUUUUCUUCUGGAACUUAUUUAACCUUGUUCCGGGUAUUCAAGCUCAAAACCUCCACUGCAGAUACGAUUACUACCCUUGGGGGUUGUCUGCUUUCUGCCAGUUUCUCCCUAUAGCAAACGCCAUCGGUUUGACUGGGUCGUACACAGGGAUUAUCUACUGUUGUAUGCAGUGGCAUAAACCAGGGACCCGUGGCCCAAGAAAACCAGUUACGGAAGAUGAGACGACGCACGUACUUACUGCCUCCGAAGAGAGUCUGCGUUAGAUCAUGGACUGCUCAAUCUUAAUAUGAAUAUCUUGAAGGUCCUCUGGUUGGUUUUAUGGAUGA